This is a messenger RNA of Closterium sp. NIES-65, 2463 nucleotides long. NCBI's taxonomy places the organism in Eukaryota, Viridiplantae, Streptophyta, Zygnematophyceae, Desmidiales, Closteriaceae. The record is from the annotation of a GenBank genome assembly.
AUGGCUCCUGAUAACGCUGUCCUCGCCGUCGAUCAACGGCCGCCGAUUGAUCUCCUCUCGGACGACAUUCUCUGCUCGAUCCUUCGCGAAAUCGCUUCGGACGGCUCAAGUUUCUCACACGCAUUCGUCUGUCGCCGGUGGUUCCGCCUCGCGCUCCUCGCGCAAUCCGCCAUCCGUCUUCCCCCCGACCGCUGUCUCUCCGCGCGCACGCUUCUUUCCGCCUCCGCGCGGUUCCCGCACCUCACGGCCAUCUCCGCGCCUGAUCGCGCGCUCGGGUUCAUCCCCCUCCGUUUCUUCCGGGAUCUUCCAACGCAAUGUCCGGAACUGACCAGCCUUCAUCUCGGCAAAAGAAUGGUCAUUUCCCUCACUCCUCCUACUAGCACCCGCUCUCCCUCACCUGCCACUGGAGCCAGCGCGACCAAGCGAACCGACCUCCACCGCUUGGCACUCCCCCUCUCUCUCCGCCAUCUGCACUUACAAUGCCCUUCGUUACAGUCACUCCCGGACUCCAUUACCCUCCUCUCCUCCCUCACUCACCUCAGCCUCGUCUCCUGCUCCUCCCUCCGUCUCCUCCCUCCCUCCAUCAGCAUCCUCUCCUCCCUCACCUCCCUCACUCUCGACAACAUUCCCCUCCUUUCCUCCCUCCCUCAAUCUCUCGGUUCCCUCUCCUCCCUCGUUUCCCUCCACCUCUCCUCCCUCCCAUCAUGCACCGAGUUUCCAGAAUCCAUUGGGGAUCUCCACUCAUUACAAGAACUCUCCGUUAGUAACUUUGGCGAGCUACAGGAACUGCCGUCGUCCCUCUCCCGCCUCUCCUCCCUCCGUCGCCUAACCAUCGUCAAUUGCGACGAUUUGAUCGCGCUGCCCGAAGGUUUCGGUCAGCUUGAAAGUCUGGAAGAGCUGACCGUGCAGCAAUGCCAUUGGCUGGAGUAUCUACCCGCUUCUUCCUCCUCCCUCUCCUCCCUCACCCAACUGACCAUCAACGACUGUAACUGCCUGACUCGCCUUCCUUCCACACUUGGCCUCCUCUCCAAUCUCAAGUCUCUCAAACUAUCCGACCUCCUCCUCCUCUCCUCUCUCCCCCCCUCACUCUCUCACAUGAAUCACCUCACCCUCCUCUAUCUGCACCGCUGCGACUCUCUCUCUAGCUUUCCCCCCUCUCUCUUCCACCAGCCGUCCCUGGAGCAUCUAACAAUAACCAACAUGAAGCACCCUGUUCUCUCCUCCCUCCCCCUUGACUUUGGCCACCAUUUACCCCGUUUGAAGGAGCUUCGUUUGGCUGAGUACGAUAUCAACAUGCAAAACCGACCGAGGCUCAAGGCGCUACCUCCCUCGCUCCCCCAGCUUGCCUCCCUUGAGCUUCUCUCACUCGCCUCCUUCUCCCACCUCUCUGCCCUUCCAGAAGACAUUUCCCGCCUCUCUUCCCUCCACACACUAGAAAUUAAGGGAGUCUCCUGUCCCUCCCUCACUCACUCCCGCUCCUCCCCUCCCUUCACACGCUCCAUCUCUCUUCCUGCCUCUCACUCUCCUCCCUUCCUCCUGAAAUAUUCCUCUUAUCCUCCCUUCACGCACUCUCUCUCUCAGACUGCUCCGCGCCUUAUGCAUCUUCCCUUGGAGUGUGGUUCUGAGCUGGGUGGCAGUCAGUCUGACAGUGAGGAAGGAGGAGCAGAAAAGGCACCACUAGCAGCAGCAGCAGCAGCAGCAGCAGCAGCAGCAGCAGCAGCAGCAGCAGCAGCAGCAGCAGCAGCAGCAGAAGGAGCAGAAGCGGUGGUGGUGGUGAUUGCUGGGAAGGAGCAGGGGGGUGUUCCAAACAUACACCACCUGCCCUCCCUCCAGGAACUCAAGAUUGAUUCUUGCCAUGCCAUCUCCUCCCUCCCCCCGACGCUCCUCCUCCUCCCGUCCCUCACACACCUCGAACUGGACUGCCUCAAUUCACUCAACUCCAUCCCUUCUCCCCCUGUCCGUCCACCCCCCUCCCUGUCUCCCACAUCCUCCACACGCUCUCGCUUCCCGAUUCGCUCCAUUGUUCUGCGCUCCCUGAGGCUGGUUUCGCUCCCCUCGUGCUUCCCACUCCUGCCCCAUCUCACGUCUCUCUACCUGUUCGGUAUGCAACAGCUGCGCUCAAUUCCUUACUCCUACACUGAUGCUGGUGAUGGUGAUGAUGAUGAUGGUGCUAGUGAUAUUGACGCAGCUGGUGAUGAUGAUGUUGCCGCUGAUACUGCUGGUGAUGAUGAUGCUGCUGCGGGAACAGAGCGACAGGGGGGGGAUAGUGGUGCAGAUGAGGAGGAAAGAGAGGGCUCUGAGGGUUGGGGGGGGAGUGGAGAGGACGAAGCAGAAGUGGAGGGAAGUGAGGGAAGCAGGGAAGAUGAGGAGGCUGAAACAUCCGAUCUGAGAGGGAGUGAUUCAAGUGGAGGAACGAGGGCAGGCGGAAAAGCAGCAGGGGGGAUUAAGGGAAGAGGGCGGUGA